This is a messenger RNA of Anthostomella pinea, 294 nucleotides long. The record is from the annotation of a GenBank genome assembly. NCBI's taxonomy places the organism in Eukaryota, Fungi, Ascomycota, Sordariomycetes, Xylariales, Xylariaceae.
AUGAGCCACGCUGCAGACGCGGGGCGGCUCGCGGAGAUGAAAACAAAACUCACCGAAGCGCAAAUGAAGGCCAAGAGCGCGGUACAACUGACCAACAGCCUCAAGACAGAUCUCGCAAAGCUGCAGGAGGAGCACAAAACCCAGGCCGGCGUGUCCCAGGCCGAUGUUGAUGACGCCAAAGCCGAAGUCACCAGAUGGGAAGAGUACACGACCGACGCCGUGGAGGAGUUCCAGCAGCUACGUCAGGAUAAGGAGGACUUCGAGCGGGAGAUGAAUGAAAGGCCGCUCAAAUGA